This is a messenger RNA of Malassezia vespertilionis, 414 nucleotides long. RefSeq names its product histone H2A (gene HTA1). The record is from RefSeq and is a predicted model, not a curated record. Bases 1 to 414 code for a protein of 137 amino acids. The transcript has a single exon. Gene Ontology annotation, cellular component: nucleosome. Lineage: Eukaryota; Fungi; Basidiomycota; Malasseziomycetes; Malasseziales; Malasseziaceae. Gene Ontology annotation, molecular function: protein heterodimerization activity; structural constituent of chromatin; DNA binding.
AUGUCUUCUGGUGGCAAGUCUGGUGGUAAGGCCGGUGACGUUUCGUCGGCCAAGACCCAAUCGCGUUCGGCCAAGGCCGGUCUGCAGUUCCCCGUCGGUCGUAUUCACCGUCUUUUGCGCAAGGGCAACUAUGCCCAGCGCAUCGGUGCCGGCGCCCCCGUUUACCUUGCCGCUGUGCUUGAGUAUCUCACUGCCGAGAUUCUCGAGCUGGCAGGUAACGCCGCGCGUGACAACAAGAAGUCGCGUAUCAUUCCCCGUCACUUGCAGCUCGCUAUCCGCAACGAUGAGGAGCUUAACAAGCUGCUUGGCGGUGUGACCAUCAGCCAGGGUGGUGUUUUGCCGUUUAUUCAGAGCGAGCUCUUGCCUGCCAAAAGUGGCAAGUCGAAGAAGGCGGUUGGCUCCCAGGAGAUUUAA